Eimeria necatrix is the source of this 296-nucleotide messenger RNA. RefSeq lists its product as hypothetical. The transcript has a single exon. The record is from RefSeq and is a predicted model, not a curated record. The annotation marks the transcript as partial. Lineage: Eukaryota; Apicomplexa; Conoidasida; Eucoccidiorida; Eimeriidae.
AUGCAGCAACAACACUUGCUACAGCAGCAGCAGCAUAUGCUGCAGCAGCAGCACCAGCAGCAGCACAUGAUGCAGCAGCAGCAGCAUAUGCAGCUGCAACACAUGAUGCAGCAGCAGCAGCAUAUGCAGCUGCAGCAGCAGCAUAUGAUGCAGCAGCAGCAGCAUAUGCAGCUGCAGCAGCAGCACAUGCUGCAGCAGCUGCUGCAGCAGCAGCACAUGCUGCAGCAGCAGCUGCAGCAGCAGCAGCAGCAGCAGCAGCAGCAAGUUACCUCGCAGACGAAGCUGAAGAUAAGAGA